Messenger RNA from Aureobasidium melanogenum CBS 110374, 2601 nucleotides. RefSeq names its product DUF221-domain-containing protein. Gene Ontology annotation, cellular component: plasma membrane. The transcript has 3 exons. The record is from RefSeq and is a predicted model, not a curated record. Gene Ontology annotation, molecular function: calcium-activated cation channel activity. NCBI's taxonomy places the organism in Eukaryota, Fungi, Ascomycota, Dothideomycetes, Dothideales, Saccotheciaceae. Bases 1 to 2601 code for a protein of 866 amino acids.
AUGUCUGAUCCGGCAGGCAGUCAUCGCAACCAGUCGCCUUCGGCAUCGACCUUUUUGUCGACAUUGGUUCCUGUCCUUGUCAUUUCGUCGGUCGUGCUCACAGUAUUUCUGAUCUUCCGUCCGAAAUACAAGAGAGUUUACGAGCCGCGUACUUAUCUGCCGCUCCUCAGGAAAUACGAGUACACCCCACAACCAUCUGACUCGAGGUUCGGAUGGAUUACAAACUUCCGUGGUCUCAACGAUGAUCACGUCUUGAUGCACUCUUCCUUGGACAACUACCUCUUUUUGCGUCUUUUCAAGAUUCUCUUCGUUAUCUCUUUUGUUGGUGCAGUCAUCACUUGGCCCAUCCUUUUCCCUGUCAACGCCACUGGUGGUGCUGGAAACACACAGUUCAAUAUUCUGUCGUUCAGCAAUGUGGCAAUUCCUAGCCACACCAACUACUACUAUGCGCCCGCCAUCCUUGCCUGGGUCUUUGUUGCAUUCGUCAUGAUUGUGAUCACCCGCGAGAUCAUCUACUUUAUCAGCCUCCGCCAAUCCAUCAUCACCUCGGUAGCUUACAGCAGUCGUCUGUCGGCCAGAACUGUCAUGUUUACCAAUGUCGCUGAGGAGUACCGCAAGGAAAGCGCCUUGCGUGAGCUUUUCAAUGGUGUUUCUCGCGUCUGGAUCCAGCCUAACACCAAGAAGCUCGACGAUGUUGUUGGCGAGAGAGACUCAGCCGUGACUAAGCUUGAAGCUGCUGAAAACAAGCUCGUCCAGAAGUUCGUCAAGACUCACAAGAAGGCCGAGAAGAAGGGAAAAGAGGACAAGUCCACCAUUGACCGUGAGAGCGGUCGUGUCGAAGUCGACCCCAAGAUCCGUCCCACCCACCGUCUCGGAAAGAUUCCUCUCAUCGGCAAGAAGGUUGAUACCAUCGAUUGGGCUCGUCCUGAGAUUGUACGCUUGAACAAGCAGGUCACCGAAGAGAUCGACAACGCCCACAGCGCCGAAAAGAUCCCCGCCGUCUUCAUCCAAUUCGAGACCCUUGAGUACGCUCAGGCUGCUCACCGUCAAAUGUCUGGAACCAUGCAGAAGAUCAAGGGAGCCAAGCUCACACCCAAGGUCGUCGGCGUUGAGCCUCAAGACGUUAUCUGGUCCAACUUGAACAAGAAGAACAUGGUCACUCGCGGGAUCUUGAUUGCAUCGACCAUCUUUGUCAUCGUCAUGAUUGUGUUCUGGGCCAUUCCUGUUGCUUUUGUCGGUGCCAUCUCCAACGUCAAGACUCUCGAGACCAUUCAAGGCUUGACCUGGAUCAGCAAGAUCCCCGACGUCAUUCUUGGUGUUGUCACUGGUCUUUUGCCCUCAGUCAUGCUUGCUGUUCUCAUGGCUCUGGUCCCCAUCGUCUUGAGAUUGCUUGCCGGCUUGUUCGAACCCACUAGAUCUGCAGUCGAACUGAGAGUUCAGGCUUGGUACUUCUCUUUCCAGGUCGUCGAUGUUUUCCUCGUCACCACUUUCUCUUCUGGAGCUGCUGCUGUCGCAAAGACGAUUGUCAACAACCCUGGUUCUGCACCUACUUUGCUCGCUAGCAACCUUCCCACAGCAUCCAACUUCUACACUGCUUACUUCGUUGUAACCAUGAUGAAUCAAGCUGCUAUGCUCGUUCUUAACAUUGCUCCGCUGUUGUUCAUCGCUUUCCUUGGCAAGAUCCUGGACUCGACACCUCGCAAGGUCUACAACCGCUACAUCAACUUGAUCGGUCUUGGCUGGGGCUCAGUCCUCCCUGCCAACGCGAUGCUCGGAGUCAUUGCCAUUGCUUAUUCUUGCAUUGCCCCACUGCUUCUUGGGUUCGCAACUAUUGGAUUUGGUCUUCUGUACCUCGCCUACCGUUACCAACUUCUUUAUGUGGUCGGCAACCACUCGAUCGACAUGAAGGGUCGCGCUUACGCCCGUGCUCUUCAGCAGAUUACAGUCGGUGUGUAUCUUCUCGAGUUUUGUUUGAUCGGUCUCUUCGCCAUCGGUAUCGCCUCAGACAGAGCUGCGAUUGGUCCUCUGAUCAUCACCAUCAUCCUCGCUGUUUUCACAGUUGUCUACCAUGCUAUCAUGAGCAAGACUCUCGGCCCCAUUGUUGAUGGUCUUGAGUUGAUGCCCGGAACCGAGGCCAGUAGCACAGGAUACUCUGCCGCGGAGAAGAUCGAGGAGGGCAAGCCCAGCACCCACAGCAACCGCGAAACCUCGCCCACACUUGCCGGAUCUACCGCUCCCUCUGAGCCCAAGAAGUCAGGCAUCAAGGGCAAGCUCCAGCACUUCUUCUUCACCUCGCGCUUUGCCAACAAGUGGCUUACUGUGCGCAAGGAGCUUGCUUCCCACUUCGAUGAGCCUACCCGUCCUUACACCAACGAGGAGCUUGAGCUCGCUUUCCAGCCUCAAAGCUUGGCCAAUGAGCAACAGAUCGUCUGGAUCGCUCGUGAUGAGUAUGGUCUUGCUUCGCAGGAAGUUGCUGGAUGCAAGGAGUUCGAGAUUCCUGCUACCGAUGAGGAGGCUACUUUGGACGAGAAGGCCAAGGUGCAGUGGAGUCAGGAGAGAAUCCGCGAGGCUCCUAUCUUUGAGGAGGAGGUUCCUUACUAA